AUGGCAGAGACUUUCGGUGUUAUCGCUGGCGCCCUAAGUGUCGCCGCUCUCUUUAACAACUGUGUCGACUGCUUUGAAUAUAUUCAGCUCGGUCGCAGCUUUGGGCGCGAUUUCGAAAGAUGCCGGCUCAAGCUAUGCGUAAUCACGACGCGCCUCAGUCGAUGGGGCGAGGCAACAUCGGCGCGAUAUAAACUCAAGGUCACCACGCAGGAACUAGCCCUUUAUGAGGACAAGGAUAUGCAGCCCGCCGGUCAAAGAGUACACCGCCGGCUCCAAGACAUUACAAAAAGCGACGAGUCUCGCAAAAAGGCUACCUGGGCAUUAUAUGACGGGAAAAGUCUCGAGAAGGUGAUAAGCCAAAUGACCGAGUUCAUUAGCGAACUUGAGGCGGUGUAUCCAAUAGAUGCUAGUUGUCAAAGGUUGGCCGAGAUGGAGAUUGAAGAAGUCGAGGAAGAAGCAAGUCUUCGGGCGCUGGAAGACGCUGCGCGCGAGGUCGACGGUGUUUUAGCAGCUGCCACCCAACACAAGAUCAGCGCUAUUGUUGGAACAAAUUCUGCCAAGGACGUAAAGACCGAGGGCUCCGCAAGGGUUCACAUUGGGACUGGACGGGGUGGCAAGAUUAUCAGUGGCCGUAUCGAUAACUCGGCCGAGAUGAUACUAUCAACGGGUACAUCCGCAGUCCAGGUUGGGAACACGUUAGCUAGUAGUACCGAAAGCAAGAAGGGUGAAAGCAAUACCGUUGCAGGGCUCGAACGAUGCCGUGAGAUGCUCCAGCCGUUCGAAUUCAUUGCCGGACAGGCUAGGAAGGCCAUGGUAGGCGAGACGUACUCGCCUGUGCAUCUUCUCCGCCUCAUCGAGUUUGCCCUGCUUACCCUGGUUGGCGUAGAGAGCGCCUAA
Molecule: messenger RNA, 897 nt
Organism: Parascedosporium putredinis
Lineage: Eukaryota; Fungi; Ascomycota; Sordariomycetes; Microascales; Microascaceae
Source: the annotation of a GenBank genome assembly